AUGAACACGACGGCACCGGGAAACUGGAACGAUAAUUCGAGUCGUUCGACAACGGAUACAGACGUGAUCACUAACGGUACGGUGCAGUUGAUAUUCUCUGUGCUGUACGUGAGCAUCUUUGUGCUGGGUGUAUUCGGUAACGCGCUGGUGUGUUUUGUCGUCGUGCGAAACCGUCAGAUGCAGAACGUGACGAACCUGUUUAUCACGAAUCUGGCGAUUAGCGACGUGUUGCUUUGCGUGUUGGCGGUCCCGUUCACGCCGCUCUACACGUUUCUCGGUGGUUGGAUAUUUGGGAAGACCCUCUGCCAUUUGGUGCCGUACGCCCAAGGUGUCAGCGUGUACACGAGCACGUUGACGCUGAUGAGCAUCGCGAUCGACCGAUUCAUGGUGAUCAUACACCCGUUCCGUCCACGUAUGAAGAUCGAGGUCUGCCUGACCGUGAUCUUCGGUAUAUGGACAGUGGCAUUGUUGGUCACUCUACCGUAUGGGCUUUACAUGCAUCUGGAGGAACCGUACACCUAUUGCGAGGAGCAUUGGCCGAGCGAACAGUUUCGAAAGAUCUUCAGUUCGGUCACGUCGAUACUGCAAUUCGCGUUGCCGUUCAACGUGAUCGCGUUCUGUUACACACGCGUCUCGAUCAAGCUGAGCGAUCGGGCCAGAUCGAAACCCGGCACCAAGUCGAACAAGAGGGAGGAAGCCGAUCGAGAGAGAAAGAAACGAACGAAUCGGAUGUUGAUAGCCAUGGUCACGAUAUUCGGUGUAUCCUGGCUGCCGCUGAACAUCGUGAACGUCGUCGACGAUUUUUACCCGCCUGCGAACGAUUGGACCUACUACAGACUAUGUUUCUUCAUGACGCAUUGUCUCGCCAUGAGUAGCACCUGUUACAAUCCGUUUCUUUACGCUUGGCUCAACGAUAACUUUCGCAAAGAGUUCAAGCAAGUACUUCCAUUUUUUCCGAGAACCGUCGACGACCACGGUCCAACGAGUACCGAAGGAUUUCGAAACGAUAAACCGUGCAGCAACGGUAACAACACCCUCCAAGACUCGUUGCUGCCGAGUCAAGCUCAGAUUAGAGUUGCAAAUCUCGAGAGCUGCGAAUUGAUCGUUCUCGAAACGACCGCUACCAACGCGUCUCGAGAACUCGAGGACUCUGUGACACGACGCUGAAUCCCAUUUAACGCUAUCUCCUGGGGCCUUCAUUCGUUUUCCUUUUACGUAGGACGU
Dufourea novaeangliae is the source of this 1224-nucleotide messenger RNA. RefSeq names its product prolactin-releasing peptide receptor-like. Lineage: Eukaryota; Metazoa; Arthropoda; Insecta; Hymenoptera; Halictidae. The transcript is spliced from 3 exons. Bases 1 to 1167 code for a protein of 388 amino acids. The record is from RefSeq and is a predicted model, not a curated record. Gene Ontology annotation, biological process: G protein-coupled receptor signaling pathway. Gene Ontology annotation, molecular function: neuropeptide Y receptor activity; neuropeptide binding. Gene Ontology annotation, cellular component: neuron projection; plasma membrane.